Molecule: messenger RNA, 627 nt
Organism: Clavispora lusitaniae ATCC 42720
Lineage: Eukaryota; Fungi; Ascomycota; Pichiomycetes; Serinales; Metschnikowiaceae
Source: RefSeq, a predicted model, not a curated record
AUGCCACGCGACGGCCACUGUCGAUACGCGGAUCUCGCCCAUGGCCACAGUGCGCCGCACCUCCACCGCAGGCAACGGCACCCGUACGCCGCGGAUCCGCGCAGCCGCCCGCACUGUAGCCUCCACGAGCCACUGGGAGCGGUGCGCAUGCGCGGCCCACGCGGCUGCCACUGCAGUCUCCACGCCGUCUGUGAAUUGGGCGUCGGCCACCACGUCAAACGGCCAGUGCGAGCAGGAAAAGUCCACGUCCACCGGGGGCCACACCACCAGCACCACGUGUGUGCGGUUGAGUUCCGGGCCGGACACCACCACAGGGCUGGGCUGGCGCGGCUCGACUGUGCCGUUGCUGGCGAGCGGGCCGAGCUUGCGGAAAAGCCAAAGGGCAAGCGCCAGGCCGCCCGUGACGCACACCUCGCCCGCCACGCGCACGCGCACGCCGCCGUCCGACAUGCCCACGAGGGCGGCGUUGUCUAUGCGCGCCUCGAAUGCAGGCGGCUGCGCGAGCACUGCGCGCACCACGAACAAUGCCGCCACAAACACGGCUAUGGCUGCAAAAAAAAAGAGCGCGCAUGCGGUGUUGCGGCGCUUGUGCCGCGUGCUCGCUGCAUGGGCCGGCGCUGGCCCUAG